Sphenostylis stenocarpa is the source of this 306-nucleotide messenger RNA. NCBI's taxonomy places the organism in Eukaryota, Viridiplantae, Streptophyta, Magnoliopsida, Fabales, Fabaceae. The record is from the annotation of a GenBank genome assembly.
AUGGUGAAAGAGUCAAAGGUUGAGGUGCAUUCUAGUCAAGUUGUUGAGGAUUCCGUGCUCAAGGUUCAGAAAUUGGGAUUGAAAAAGGUGUUGUAUAGGUUUGGGUCUGAAGAGUUCUCUUUUUUCGUCACUGCCCCUGCACCUGCCGCCGCCGCCCCUGUCGUUGGAGCCGCCAUCGACGAUGGAGCUGGAGCUGCCGUUUUCGGAGUUACAAUUCAGACCAGCGACCGCACCGUUCUUCUUGUCUCAACUAGGCACCACUGCACCACUAAGAUCGCCUCAAUCGUAGUCUCCAUGCACAAUUGA